Molecule: messenger RNA, 630 nt
Organism: Rhinocladiella mackenziei CBS 650.93
Lineage: Eukaryota; Fungi; Ascomycota; Eurotiomycetes; Chaetothyriales; Herpotrichiellaceae
Exons: 2
Coding region: 1-630 (209 amino acids)
Biological process (GO): mRNA splicing, via spliceosome
Cellular component (GO): U2AF complex; spliceosomal complex
Molecular function (GO): pre-mRNA 3'-splice site binding; metal ion binding
Source: RefSeq, a predicted model, not a curated record
AUGGCGAACUAUCUAGCCUCCAUCUUCGGCACAGAACAAGACAAAGUCAAUUGCUCGUUCUACUACAAAAUUGGCGCCUGCCGCCAUGGUGACCGAUGUUCGCGCAAACAUGUCAAACCGUCCUACUCGCAAACGAUUCUCCUUCCCAACCUGUACCAAAAUCCCGCCUACGAUCCGAAGAAUAAGAUGAAUGCAUCCCAGCUACAGAACCACUUCGACGCCUUCUACGAGGACUUUUGGUGCGAGAUGUGCAAGUACGGCGAGAUCGAGGAGGUAGUCGUCUGCGACAACAACAAUGAUCAUCUCAUCGGCAACGUCUAUGCGAGAUUCAAGUACGAAGAUUCGGCGCAGGCAGCUUGCGAUGCUCUGAAUAGCAGAUGGUAUGCUGCGAGGCCGAUCUAUUGUGAAUUGAGUCCAGUCACCGACUUCAGAGAAGCUUGUUGUCGGUUGAAUUCUGGAGAGGGCUGUGUGAGAGGAGGAUUCUGCAACUUUAUUCACAGAAAAGAACCGAGUCCCGAGCUGGAGAGAGAGUUAGAGCUCAGCACGAAGAAAUGGUUGAAGAUGCGUGGACGAGAUGAGAGGAGUAUGUCUCGGAGUCCGAGCCCAGAACCAACAAGGAAGAGAUAUUAA